GCAUCAUAGUUAAGCAAUGAAUGAAUGAAUUGCUUUCACCCCGCGCAAAAGAGGUUUGUUACAUGCCCUGAAGAAAAGCAUAAAACUAACCCAAGAUGGAUGGAAAAUUAAAGAAUCACAAAGAAGUGGCUUGAUCAAAGAGGUGUGAAUGAUGUGAUACAAAUCUGUCGAAUUCCAGCUAGCUCUCUGAUAAUGUUGAGUUCUCAAAACACAUUCAUUUCCAGCUGAGGAAGGGAAGAGUAAUGGCAGAGACUGCGGUGAACUUCGUUAUUGAUCGGUUGGCUGAAGCAUUGCUCCAAGAAGCAACGCUGCUGAGGGGUAUCCGGAAGGAAGUUGGCAGUAUCAAAGAUGAAUUGAGGAGCAUUCAGUCGUUCCUAAAGGAUGCAGAUGCAAGGUCAGAAAAAGAAGAGACCAACGAAAGCAUGAAAGCUUGGUUGACACAACUAAGAGAAGUAGCGUAUCAUAUAGAAGAUGUUAUUGAUGAAUACACGCUUCACAACGCACGCCAGACUUGUGGGCAUGGACCCAUGGGUAUCCUCUAUGAGUCAUUCAUUGGCUGGAUCGUAAGACUGAAACCAUAUCAUGAGAUGGCCAAUGAGAUCAAGCACAUCAAAGAAAAUAUUCAGGGGAUCAAGAGUAGAGGAGAAACUUUCAUCUUCAAUCCUUACAUAAUACAGGGAGGAUCAAGUAACAGGGGAGCAAGGAGUGUAAGAAGGCAUGACUCUCGCCUGACUUCACCUUUUAUUGAGGAAGACGAAGUAGUGGGUAUUGACUCUAUUCGAAAAGAAAUUAUCGGAUUGCUAGUAGAGGGUGAAUCAACACGAAGCACAAUAUCUGUGGUUGGUAUGGGUGGAAUUGGGAAGUCCACUCUUGCCAGGAAAGUUUACGACGCUAACUCAGUGACCGGACAUUUUCAUUACCGUGCUUGGAUUGCUGUUUCUCAAUCGUACAACAUGGAGGAGCUACUGAGGACCAUAUUACAGCAAUUAUACCGAGCAAGGAAGGAGAAUCCUCCAGAAGGAAUUGACAGAAUGGAAGGGACGCUGCUUAUUACUGAGUUGAGCGACUAUUUACGUCCAAAAAGGUAUUUGAUUGUUUUAGAUGAUGUGUGGGCAAUAGACUUUUGGAGAUACUUUCAAAAUGUUUUACCCAAAAAUGACAAAGGAAGCAGGGUAUUAGUCACAACUCGUUAUGCUGAGGUUGCUCGCUUUUGCAAAGAAUCUUCAUUUGGUCAUCUUCGAGAACUGCAGUCUCUGCCAGAAGAUAAGGCCUGGGAGCUUUUCUGCAUGAAGGCAUUCCAGUCCAGGGGGGCUUGUCCCCCAGAAUUGGAAGCACUGUCUAUUGACAUUGUUGGAAGAUGCGAAGGACUGCCACUUGCAAUUGUCGCAAUAGGAGGUCUUUUGUCAACCAAGGACAAGACUCUGUUUGAGUGGCAAAAAUUGCACCGCAGCCUUGGGCGUCAACUGAUAACAAAUCCUCAUCUUAAAAUCAUCCCAAGAAUUCUCUCUCUAAGCUACCAAGAUCUGCCUUACAACCUCAAAUCAUGUUUGUUGUACUGUGGCAUAUUUCCAGAAGAUCAUCCUAUUAGCUGUAAUAAACUAAUUCGACUGUGGAUUGCUGAGGGGUUUGUACAUGCGGACAAGGGUAUAACGCUGGAAGAGAUUGCAGAAGAAUACCUAAUGGAGCUCAUACAUAGAAACUUGGUUCAAGUUUCAGAGGUAAGUUUAGAAGGAAAAGCUAGAAGCUGCCGACUUCAUGAUUUGAUGCAUGAAUUUAUCAUUUCAAAGUCCAAGGAGCUAAGCUUCUAUCAAGUAUUGGCAGGGGAUGACUUGACUUUGGAUGAAAAAUCUCGACAUUUAUCAAUUCUCAGCAUCACAGACGCUGUUCUGCAGAGCAUUAGUAACUAUAGGAUUCGUUCUGUUCUACUAUUUGUGGUCGAUAAACUACCCAAGUCUUUUACAGAUGCGUGCUUUGCAAAUUUCAAGCUUUUGAAAGUACUAGAUUUUGAAAAUGCUCCUUUUGAUUAUCUACCUGAAAAUAUUGGAGAUCUGCUUCAUUUGACAUAUCUGAGCAUGAAAAAUACAAACAUAAAGCUGCUUCCCAAGUCUACGAGCAAGCUGCACAAAUUAGAAACUCUAAAUCUGAAGGGUACUCCAACAUAUAAGCUACCAAGAGGGAUUACAAGGCUCAGGAAGCUGCGACAUCUCCUAGCCUACUUCCUUGAUUAUGAGGUAGAUUAUGGUUUGAAUUCUCUGAGAGGGGUAAACAUACGGGAAGGAAUAGGAAGUUUGAAGGACUUGCAAAAGCUAUGCUUUAUGGAGGCAAAUCAGGGAGUUGCAUUGAUUGAAGAGUUGGUAAGAUUGAAGCAGUUGAGGAGGUUGGGUCUCACAAAACUAUCGAGUGCACAUUGCAGGGCUCUCUGUGCCUCCAUCCAACAGAUGCGCCAACUUGAAUCUUUGAGUUUGCAGUCAAAAAGUGAAGCUGAGAUCCUUGAUCUCCAGGCUAUACCAUCUCCUCCCUUGACCCUAAAACGUGUUUACUUGAAAGGGCCUUUAAAGAAGCUGCCAAACUGGAUACCCAAGCUUCAAAAUCUAGUUAAACUACGGUUAUCUUGGUCGAGACUAAGGGAUGAUCCAAAUCUUCUGGUAGUCCUCCAAGAUUUGCCAAAGUUGCUGGAGUUCGAGCUGCAUGACGCAUAUGACGAAGAACAACUUAAAUUUGGUGAAGGCAGCUUCCAAAAACUUAAAGUGCUGCGACUCCAGCAGUUGAAUGCACUGCAGAAGGUGAUUAUAGACGAAGGAGCAAUGCCCCUCCUUGAAGAGCUAACAAUAGGACCUACCCCAGAACUGAAGGAGGUGCCCUCAGGCAUCCAACACCUGAAAAAUCUGACGAAUCUGACAUUCUUUGAUAUGCCUGAAGAAUUGGCGCUUGGAUUGCAACCAGGCCAGGGCCGAGAUUAUUACAAUAUUCAGCACAUACCAACAGUCCUUUUCACCUACAAGGAAAAUAACAGAUACACAACCUACACUCUUAGGUGAUCCAAGUUUGCCAAAGCAUUUGAGAGAGUAUCCUUCAGCAGCUAAUUAGUUAAGCAAGAGUGCUUCAGCUAGUGCCGCACAGCCCUUCGCAAGGUGUGAAGUGUUCAUCCUGUGACAGUGGUGUGUUGGUUAUGGGCAUUUAAAAGGAGUAAGCUUCUCAGAUGUUCAACAAGACUGGUGAUAUCCGAUGACUUUAUUAUGCAAGCCGUGUCUUUUUUUGUUUGUUUGUUUCUUUUUCUUUCUUAUGCUGUUUUCUGAAUUUUCUUUCAAGCUUGUCCCAGAUUGACAGUUGGGAGAUAUAUUCUUCUCCUUUUUGUAUA
This is a messenger RNA of Malania oleifera, 3358 nucleotides long. RefSeq names its product disease resistance protein RPM1-like. NCBI's taxonomy places the organism in Eukaryota, Viridiplantae, Streptophyta, Magnoliopsida, Santalales, Ximeniaceae. The record is from RefSeq and is a predicted model, not a curated record. The coding region runs from base 243 to 3038 and encodes 931 amino acids. Gene Ontology annotation, molecular function: ADP binding. Gene Ontology annotation, biological process: defense response to other organism. The transcript has 2 exons.